Notothenia coriiceps (black rockcod) is the source of this 1069-nucleotide messenger RNA. RefSeq names its product claudin-3-like. The record is from RefSeq and is a predicted model, not a curated record. Gene Ontology annotation, molecular function: structural molecule activity. NCBI's taxonomy places the organism in Eukaryota, Metazoa, Chordata, Actinopteri, Perciformes, Nototheniidae. Gene Ontology annotation, cellular component: bicellular tight junction; membrane. Bases 161 to 817 code for a protein of 218 amino acids. The transcript has a single exon.
UUGAAUUCCCCUCUGGCCAAUAACCAGGUGACUCCACCCUCUGUGCUAAAGAAAUCUGCUUAUAUGAGCAAUCAGAACUCCACAGAAAACUCACUUUGUCCACCUCUGAAAUACUGACGUAGAGAAGACUUCUGCUCACUUUGACUCAAAGAUUCACGACAUGCCUUCAGUGGGACUGGAGAUACUUGGAGUGGGUCUAGCUGUCCUGGGAUGGAUCUCAGCCAUUGUGUCCUGCGCCCUGCCCAUGUGGAGAGUGUCAGCGUUCAUCGGGGUGAACAUCGUCACAGCACAGACCACUUGGGAAGGCAUCUGGAUGAACUGCGUGGUCCAGAGCACAGGUCAGAUGCAGUGUAAAAUCCACGACUCCAUGUUGGCUCUCACUGCAGACCUCCAGGCCGCCCGCGCUCUUACUAUCAUCUCCAUCAUGCUGGGCAUUGUCGGAAUCAUGGUGGCCAUUAUGGGGGCAAAAUGCACCAACUGUGUGGAUGACGAGUCGGCCAAGGCUCGGGUGAUGAUAGCUGCCGGGGUGGCCUUCAUCCUGGCCUCUCUGACCCAGCUGAUCCCUGUGUCCUGGUCAGCCAAUUCCAUCAUCAUGGAGUUCUACAGUCCAAUCAUACCUGAGUCCCAGAAGAGGGAGAUAGGGGGGGCUCUGUACCUGGGCUGGGCUGCUGCCGCGUUCCUGCUCAUCGGAGGGGGAAUCCUCUGCUCCAGUUGCCCCCAACAACCUGAGAAAAGGUACGGGCCUCCAUCAAAGAUGAUGUACUCCCAGCCGAGGUCUCUGGCCCCAAGUGGUUAUGAUAGGAGGGACUAUGUCUGAACUCACACCUGCUCUUUCUCACAACUUUGCGGAAAAGACUGCUUGGAGAGAGCUCCAAUUUGUUUAUAACUUAUACACAUUUUUCUUAAUGUUGAGAUUGAAAACUAUUUUCAUGCCACUACUGUAUAUGCCAUUUAGAACAGAGCUGUAUAUGCCAUUUAGAACAGAGACUUCAAAAUUGUUUGCCUUUAUUAAAUCUAUUGUGUGUUACUUUGAUGCUGUUGGAGGCUAACAACUUUGUUAGUGAUGCUG